AUGAACUCCAAAGAUCACUGUGUGAAACUAAAUGAUGGUCACUUCAUUCCUGUGCUGGGUUUUGGCACUGCUUUACGAAAAAUGACCCUCAAGAGUGAGGCUUUGAAGGCCACCCAGUUAGCUAUAGAUGCUGGGUUCCGCCACAUUGAUACUGCUGAUGUGUACCAAAAUGAGGAGCAGAUAGGACUGGCUAUCCAAAGCAAGAUUGCAGAUGGUGUUAUAGAAAGAGCAGACAUAUUCCUAACUUCAAAGCUUUGGUGCACUUGCCUGAGACCAGAACUGGUCAGACCCACCUUGGAAAGGUCACUAAAAAGGCUUCAAGUGGAUUAUAUUGAUCUCUAUCUUAUUCAUCACCCAGUUGCGAUGAAGCCAGGAGAAGAAUAUUUCCCAUUGGAUGAGCAUGGAAAAUUGGCAUUUGAUACAGUGGAUCUCUGUGCCACAUGGGAGGCCCUGGAAAAGUGUAAGGAUUUAGGAUUAGCCAAAUCCAUUGGAGUGUCCAACUUUAGCAGAGGGCAGCUGGAGAUGAUUCUGAACAAGCCAGGACUUAGGCAUAAGCCUGUCUGUAACCAGGUCGAAUGCCAUCUUUAUCUCAAUCAGAGCGAACUAUUAGAUUUCUGCAAGUCAAAAGAUGUUGUUCUGGUUGCAUAUGGUGCUCUGGGAACCCAAAGAAACAAAAAUUGGGUAGAUAAGAAUGCCCCAUUUCUAUUGGAUGAUCCAGUUCUUUGUGCCAUGGCAAAAAAGUACAAGCGAACUGCAGCCCUGAUAUCCCUCCGCUACCUGCUUCAACGUGGGACUGUGGUCCUGGCCAAGAGUUUCAAUGAGGAGCGGAUCAAAGAGAACCUGCAGGUUUUUGACUUCCAGUUGGCUUCUGAAGACAUGAAAGUCCUAGAUGGUCUGAACAAAAACUUCCGAUACAUUUCUUUUGCCUUGUUUCAUGACCACCCUAAUAAUCCAUUUCGUGAUGAAUAA
Messenger RNA from Jaculus jaculus (lesser Egyptian jerboa), 969 nucleotides. Its product is annotated as aldo-keto reductase family 1 member C1. Gene Ontology annotation, biological process: steroid metabolic process. The coding region runs from base 1 to 969 and encodes 322 amino acids. Gene Ontology annotation, cellular component: cytosol. Gene Ontology annotation, molecular function: steroid dehydrogenase activity; ketosteroid monooxygenase activity; aldose reductase (NADPH) activity. The record is from RefSeq and is a predicted model, not a curated record. The transcript is spliced from 9 exons. Lineage: Eukaryota; Metazoa; Chordata; Mammalia; Rodentia; Dipodidae.